Nannospalax galili (Upper Galilee mountains blind mole rat) is the source of this 4999-nucleotide messenger RNA. It is a transcript of the gene Golga3, whose product is annotated as golgin A3. The coding region runs from base 487 to 4959 and encodes 1490 amino acids. The transcript has 24 exons. The record is from RefSeq and is a predicted model, not a curated record. Lineage: Eukaryota; Metazoa; Chordata; Mammalia; Rodentia; Spalacidae.
CAACUAUUCGGCUUCCUGUCAGAGUUGGUCCCGCCAGUCUGGAAGUUGUUUUUAUGAGGGAAAGGUCCGCAAUAGCUUACCGACAGACACCCUCUGAAGUCCGCCUAAGCGCUUGGUAUCAAGAACUUGUUAUCAACCCCAAUUCGAAGGUGGCUACUGGGGAGAACAGGACCUUUUCUGUUCCGGAACGGAAAACGCGCGCGCACAGGCUGUUUCCGGGGGUGCGCGGAGGCCGGUGCCCUGAUGCGUCCCGCCCCUCGCGCGGCCACGUCUUACAGGAGCCCCAGGGUUGGGCCGCACUGGGAAUCAUGAUAUUGCUUUGUUUUACUUCAAGCCAUUUGUGAGACUUUAAACCUUACCCUGAAAAUGAAAAACAGAGUAAGGUCCUUCCUAGGAGCUCUGUGCUGUUGCUGAUGGCAGAAACCAAACUUAUCCCAGAGCCACUUGUAGCUCCUCAGAGUCGUCUCAGUCUAGGCUGCCCUGACCAUGGAUGGCGGAUCAGCACAGCAGGAUGGCCUCUGGGAAGACAGAUCCAACAGUGGCAUCUCAGCUUGCCCCAAGGCCCCUGUGGAGACCCUGGACUCACUGGCACAACUGCCAGAGCAGCCAGAUAAAGCUCAGUGUGCCAGUGUUGAGGUUAACAGAGUUUCUAGGGAAGGAGGAACCCCGGAUAGACCCAGCCAGGAGGCCCUCUGUCAGAAUGGGCCAGCACCGCAGCUUCCAGACUCUCCAUUGUCUCUUGAUCCCACAACAAGCCCAGUGGGUCCUGAUGCCUCUCCAGGUGUGGCUGGUUUCCAUGACAACCUAAAGAAGUCUCAGGGAACUAGUGCUGAGGGCAGUGUUAGAAAAGAAGCUUUGCAGUCUCUCAGACUCAGUCUUCCUAUGCAAGAAACGCAACUGUGUUCCACUGCCUCUUCACCUCCUUUGGAAAAGGAGGAACAGGUCCGACUUCAGGCUAGGAAGCGGUUAGAAGAACAACUGAGACAGUACCGAGUGAAGCGCCAGCAGGAGAGGUCCAGUCAACCUGCAACAAAAAUGAGACUUUUUAGCACACUUGAUCCUGAGCUCAUGUUAAAUCCAGAAAAUUUGCCAAGGGCCAGUACUGUGGCUAUGACAAAAGAGUAUUCCUUCCUGCGUACCAGUGUUCCUCGGGGGCCCAAGGUGGGCAGCUUAGGGCUGCUAGCACAACCUAAGGAGAAAAAGAGUUCCAAGUCAAGCAAGAUUCGGUCUCUGGCUGAUUAUAGAACUGAAGAUUCAAGCGACUCUGGUGGCCUUGGAUCCACUGCUGAUGCUAUUGGAGGUUCCCUGAAGCAGAGUAGAAGCAGCACUUCAGUUGUGUCUGAGGUUAGCCCAUCUCCUGAAACUGAUAGCCGCAUAGAGAAUGCCUCCCUGACUGGGGAUAGCGUGUCUGAGGCUGAUGGAAAUGAAAGUGACAGCUCCUCACAUAGCAGCUUCUCCAUGCAAGGGACCUCACGUAUCCUAGUGAAUGUGGGCACACCAGGAGCUGCUUACAUGAUCGAUGGCCAGGAGAUUACUGCUGAGGCCCUGGGGAAAUUUCCCUCGAUUAAGGAUGUACUUCAGGCUGCAGCAGCCCAACACCAAGAUCAGAGCCAGGAAGUCAACGGGGAGGUGCGGAGCCGCAGAGACAGUAUUUGCAGCAGUGUGUCCAUAGAGAGCUCUCUUGCUGAAACGCAGGAUGAAAUGUUGCAGAUUCUUAAAGAAAAAAUGAGGCUUGAAGGACAGCUGGAGGCUUUGUCAUUAGAAGCCAGUCAGGCGCUUCAGGAAAAGGCUGAGCUUCAGGCCCAGCUUGCUGCCCUGAGCACAAGGCUACAAGUGCAGGUGGAGCAUAGCCAUAGCAGCCAGCAGAAGCAGGACUCCCUCAGUUCUGAAGUGGACACCUUGAAGCAGUCUUGCUGGGAUCUGGAGCGAGCCAUGACUGACCUACAGAACAUGCUGGAAGCUAAAAAUGCCAGCUUGGCAUCCUCGAACAAUGAUCUGCAGGUGGCAGAGGAGCAGUAUCAGAGGCUGAUGGCCAAAGUAGAGGACAUGCAGAGAAACAUCCUCAGCAAGGACAAUACAGUGCAUGACCUGCGGCAGCAGAUGGCAGCCCUACAGAGCCAGCUUCAGCAAGUGCAGCUGGAGCGUACAACAUUGACCAGCAAGCUACAAGCAUCACAGGCUGAAAUCACAUCUCUGCAACAUGCUCGGCAGUGGUACCAGCAGCAGCUUGCCUUGGCCCAGGAGGCCCGGGUCAGGCUACAAGGCGAGGUGGCCCACAUCCAGGUUGGACAGAUGACCCAAGCAGGCCUGCUGGAGCACCUGAAGCUUGAGAAUGUGUCCCUAUCCCACCAGCUGUCAGAAACUCAGCACAGAUCCAUCAAGGAAAAAGAGCGCAUAGCUGUUCAACUUCAGAGCAUUGAGGCUGACAUGUUGGAUCAGGAGGCAGCCUUUGUCCAGAUUCGGGAGGCAAAGACAAUGGUGGAGGAGGACCUCCAGAGGAGGCUAGAAGAGUUCGAAGGUGAACGGGAGCAGCUACAGAAGGUGGCAGAUGCGGCAGCAUCCCUAGAGCAACAGUUGGAACAGGUGAAGUUGACACUGCAGCAACGAGACCAGCAGCUUGCAGCACUGCAGCAGGAGCACCUAGACGUGAUGAAGCAGCUCACCUUGACACAGGAGGCUCUACAGGCCAAGGGACAGUCCCUUGAUGAUCUGCACACACACUAUGAUGAGUUGCAAGCAAGGCUGGAGGAGCUGCAGGGGGAAGCUACCUCCAAGGAGGACACAAUUCGCUUCCUGCAAAAUGAGAAGAUUGUCUUGGAGGUGGCGCUGCAGGUGGCCAGAACUGACAAGGAAGAACUCGACAAAGGAGUGAGACAUCUGGAGGAAGAUACCGAGGAGACAUCAGGACUUUUGGAGCAACUGAGACAAGAAUUGGCAGUCAAGUCCAGCCAGGUGGAACACCUACAGCAGGAGACAGCCUCCCUGAAAAAGCAGAUGCAGAAGGUAAAGGAGCAGUUUCUUCAGCAAAAGGUAAUGGUAGAGGCCUACCGGCGAGAUGCCACUUCCAAAGACCAACUCAUUAGCGAGCUGAAAGCCACAAAGAAGCGGCUGGACUCAGAGAUGAAGGAACUGAGACAGGAACUAAUCAAGCUGGUUGGAGAGAAGAAGAUUGUGGAAGUGGAGCAAUCACGCUUGCAGAAGGAGGUGUCCCUGGUUCACCAGCAGAUGGUGGAUCUUGAGGGUCAUCUUCAGUCAGUGCAGAAAGAACGAGAUGAAAUGGAGACUCAUCUACAGUCUUUGCAGUUUGACAAAGAGCAGAUGGUUGCUCUUACCGAAGCGAAUGAGACACUAAAGAAACAAAUAGAAGAGCUGCAGCAAGAGGCCAAGAAGGCUAUCACAGAACAAAAGCAGAAGAUGAAGCGGCUGGGCUCAGAUCUGACCAGUGCCCAGAAGGAGAUGAAGACUAAGCACAAGGCCUAUGAAAAUGCUGUGAGCAUCCUCAGCCGCCGCCUGCAGGAGGCCUUGGCUGCCAAAGAGGCUGCAGAUGCAGAGCUGAACCAGCUAAGAGCUCAGAGCACUGGUGGCAGCAGUGACCCUGUUCUUCAUGAGAAGAUCCGUGCUCUGGAGGUGGAGCUACAGAAUGUUGGCCAGAGCAAGAUGCUGCUAGAGAAGGAAUUGCAGGAGGUAAUCGCAAUGACUAGCCAGGAGCUGGAAGAGUCCCGGGAGAAGGUGCUGGAGCUGGAAGAUGAGCUUCAAGAAUCCAGAGGCUUCAGAAGGAAGAUAAAACGCCUUGAGGAAUCGAAUAAGAAAUUGGCUCUGGAGUUAGAACAUGAGCGAGGGAAGCUCACUGGCCUUGGACAGUCCAACGCAGCUUUGCGGGAGCACAACAGCAUCCUGGAGACUGCACUCGCCAAGAGGGAAGCAGAUCUGGUGCAGCUGAAUCUACAGGUCCAGGCAGUUUUGCAGCGCAAAGAGGAGGAGGAUCGCCAGAUGAAGCAACUUGUCCAGGCUUUACAAGCUUCAUUAGAGAAGGAAAAGAUGGAAGUAAACAGCCUUAAGGAGCAGGUGUCUGCUGCCAGGGCAGAAGCUGGCCAUAACCGCCGUCACUUUAAGGCAGCCACAUUGGAGCUGAGUGAGGUGAAAAAGGAACUGCAGGCCAAGGAGCACCUGGUACAGACACUGCAGGCUGAGGCGGAUGAGCUCCAGAUUCAAGAGGGCAAGCAUUCCCAAGAAGUAGCGCAGUUCCAAGCUGAGCUAGCAGAGGCUCGGACCCGGCUCCAUCUCCUACAGAAACAGCUGGAUGAGCAGCUGGGCCAGCAGCCCACAGGGAGCCAAGAGAUGGAAAAUCUCAAAUGGGAGUUGGACCAGAAAGAGCGAGAAAUUCAGUCCCUGAAGCAGCAGCUUGACAUGAUGGAGCAACAGGGCAAGAAAGAACUAGAGGGAACACAGCAGACAUUGCAGACUAUCAAGUCUGAGUUGGAGAUGGUACAGGAAGAUCUGUCUAUGACACAGAAGGAUAAAUUUAUGCUUCAAGCUAAGGUAUCUGAACUGAAAAACAACAUGAAGACUCUGCUUCAGCAGAACCAGCAGCUCAAGCUGGAUCUCCGCCGUGGUGCAGCAAAGAAGAAGGAGCCAAAAGGUGAGUCCAGCUCCUCCAGCCCUGCGACACCCAUCAAGAUCCCUGACUGCCCUGUCCCAGCUUCACUGUUAGAGGAACUGCUGAGGCCCCCGCCUGCUGUGAGCAAGGAGCCCCUCAAGAACCUGAACAGCUGUUUGCAGCAGCUCAAGCAGGAGAUGGACAGUCUGCAGCGCCAAAUGGAGGAGCAUACCAUCACUGUGCACGAAUCCCUGUCCUCAUGGGCUCAGGUGGACUCUGCACCAGGAGACCGUGCUCACCCCAGGGGAGACACAAAGCCACAUAGUCAAAGCAGUGCUCCCAGAGAAGGGCUGGGCCAGUAACUGUUGCUGUCCUCACAACCAAGUAUAUGUGGCUGCUGAA